This is a messenger RNA of Oryza brachyantha (malo sina), 1411 nucleotides long. RefSeq names its product sorbitol dehydrogenase. The coding region runs from base 114 to 1217 and encodes 367 amino acids. The record is from RefSeq and is a predicted model, not a curated record. Lineage: Eukaryota; Viridiplantae; Streptophyta; Magnoliopsida; Poales; Poaceae. The transcript has 4 exons. Gene Ontology annotation, molecular function: oxidoreductase activity, acting on the CH-OH group of donors, NAD or NADP as acceptor; zinc ion binding.
UGCUCCCCUAUUUAAUCGCCACAUCACUCAUCAUCACUUGCUCUCUGCAUUAGCAGUAUUCACUACUACUGGUUAGUGACUGAGACUGAGAGUGGGUGUGCUGGGCGAGGAAGAUGGGGAAGGGAGGGAAAGGAACCGAGGGGGCGGCGGCGGCCGGAGCCGGCGAGGAGGAGAACAUGGCGGCGUGGCUGGUGGCGAAGAACACACUCAAGAUCAUGCCCUUCAAGCUUCCGCCAGUUGGGCCGUAUGAUGUCCGGGUCCGGAUGAAGGCAGUGGGGAUCUGCGGUAGCGACGUGCAUUACCUCAGGGAGAUGCGCAUUGCGCAUUUCGUGGUGAAUGAGCCGAUGGUGAUCGGGCACGAGUGCGCCGGCGUGGUCGAGGAAGUCGGCAGCGGCGUGAAGCACCUCGCCGUCGGCGACCGCGUGGCGCUGGAGCCCGGCAUCAGCUGCUGGCGCUGCAGGCACUGCAAGGGCGGCCGCUACAACCUCUGCGAGGACAUGAAGUUCUUCGCCACCCCUCCUGUCCAUGGAUCUCUCGCCAACCAGAUCGUGCACCCGGGCGACCUGUGCUUCAAGCUGCCGGAGAACGUGAGCCUGGAGGAGGGCGCCAUGUGCGAGCCGCUGAGCGUGGGCGUGCACGCGUGCCGGCGCGCCGACGUCGGGGCGGAGAAGCGGGUGCUGAUCAUGGGCGCGGGGCCGAUCGGGCUGGUGACCCUGCUGGCGGCGCGGGCGUUCGGCGCGGCGCGCGUGGUGAUCGUGGACGUGGACGAACACCGGCUGUCGGUGGCGACGUCGCUGGGCGCGGACGCCGCCGUGAGGGUGUCGACGAGGGCCGAGGACGUCGGCGACGAGGUGGAGAGGAUCAGGGCGGCGAUGGGCGGCGACAUCGACGUGAGCCUGGACUGCGCCGGGUUUAGCAAGACGAUGUCGACGGCGCUGGAGGCGACGCGCGCCGGCGGGAAGGUGUGCCUGGUGGGGAUGGGGCACAACGAGAUGACGGUGCCGCUGACGUCGGCGGCGAUCCGGGAGGUGGACGUGGUGGGGAUAUUCCGGUACAAGGAGACGUGGCCGCUGUGCCUGGAGUUCCUCCGCGCCGGCAAGAUCGACGUGAAGCCGCUGAUCACGCACCGCUUCGGGUUCUCGCAGGCGGAGGUGGAGGAGGCCUUCGAGGUCAGCGCCCGCGGCCGCGACGCCAUCAAGGUCAUGUUCAACCUGUGAGAACAACUCGCUCAAGAUGCACUCGAUCUUGUACCUCCCUCCCUUCCUCCGGCUCCGGUCACAAAUAAAAGGAGGUGCGGUUUGGAACGUGUCGUCGUCGUCGAUCGGUUUGUGAGCUCGGGCAAAUGUAUGUUUUGCUAGCUGCCGUGUCUGUCUCUGCUGGAAUAAAGGGCAGCGUUUAUGCCGGGGACUAA